Danio rerio (zebrafish) is the source of this 1933-nucleotide messenger RNA. The record is from RefSeq and is a predicted model, not a curated record. NCBI's taxonomy places the organism in Eukaryota, Metazoa, Chordata, Actinopteri, Cypriniformes, Danionidae.
UCUUAUUAUUCUUAUUUAUCCAUUUAUUUAUUGAUUCAUUUAUUUAUUUUAUUUAUUCGUUCAUUCAUUCAUUUAUUUAUUUAUUUAAUGAUUCAUUUGUUUGCCCCACUCGUUUUAUUCAUUAAAAUCAGUAGAGAUAAAAAAAUCAUCUUGCAAUAAAUCAGAUCAGUGUGUUUUCUUGUCAAUUUGAUGCCUUUAUAAACAGAAAUCAGUAAAACUGAGACUUGCAGUGUUUUGUCUGUAGCGGUAUAUAAAUAUUUUGUCAUAAUUAAAUAAAAAAAAAAAACAGAUCACCCUCAUAAAAUAAAAUAAAAAAGCAAAUAAAAAAGUCAUUUUUAGCAUUUUCCCCUACUCAUUUUAAUUAUUAAAUCAUUGCAGAUCCCAAAAUCUUCAUGCAAUAAAUCAGAGCUGUGUCUGCCAGGCAACCUGAUGCCUAUAAACAUCAAAGAGCUGAUUUGCAUGUGAAUGACACCACCCCCUGCUGCUGAUCAAUCAACUCCUUUAUCUCCACCAAUCAGCUUGCAGAUGUGGAUUUCUGGCCAUGUGAAGCUGAUCAGCUGGCAUUUAUAAGCCUAAGAUGAUGGUCUUGUGCAAGAAAAGCUGUUUUUGAGCUCUAUGGGACUCUGGAGUCGACCCAAACCAUCGCAUCAUGCCGCAGUGCCAUCACAGAUGUGGAAAAUCUUUAAACAGGCCAGCAAACAGACCGUUAAUGACCCAUGUGUGGUGUCUGAAUAUGGGGUACGAGGAAACAUCGUGAGGUUUAUGCAGGAUCAAGGUAGUCUGAUAUCAGCGCCGGCCGUCCACAGCUUUAACUGUGUGCGAAAGCAUCUGUUUUUCAACAUGUCUGUGCUGGAGGAGGUUGAGCAACUCUCGUUGGCGCAGCUGGAAAUGAAGUUCAAACAGGAUCUGCUUCUCCUGGGCCCGCAUGUGUUCAGCGUCGACCUGUACAGAGUGUUAAAAACCACACUGAAGGGAGUAACGCAUGAAUCCAGCCGAAAACUCCUCCAAUCUCAAACGCUCAGUCCUGGAGCUCACGCUUCAGUGCUGGUCAACCUGACCAAUCUGGCCCAAUCCUGGAGGAAACCGGAGAAAAACUUUGGCAUGCAGUUAGAAUUGCAGGUCAUGCAUUUAAACAACAUGCUUCAUGAUCACGCGUAUGUUCAAAUCCCAGAUAUACAUGCCACUCUAGUAGUAGUUUCAUUAAACCCACUUCAGUGCAGGUCCAGAAGGAAGAGAAGUGCUUCAUAUUACCUCCCCGUUACUCCCAGUAACGUCUGCAAACCCAGAAGGCUCUAUAUUGAUUUCAAAGAUGUAGGCUGGCAGGAUUGGAUCAUUGCACCUCAGGGAUAUUUAGCUAAUUAUUGUCAUGGAGAGUGUCCUUUUCCUCUGAGCGAGAGUUUGAAUGGGACUAACCAUGCUAUCCUGCAGACGCUGGUCCAUUCGUUUGAUCCUAAAGGAACACCUCAGCCCUGUUGCGUUCCCAUCAAACUGUCCCCCAUCUCCAUGCUCUACUAUGACAAUAAUGAUAAUGUGGUGCUCAGACAUUAUGAAGACAUGGUGGUGGAUGAGUGUGGAUGCAGAUGAACAUGACUUAAUUUUUAAAUGCACAAUUUGUUUAUUACAAUUUUUCUUUUUUUAGGUGUGGAUUAAUGCAAAAUUAGGCUUCUUUUUAGAUGCAGAGAAUGUGCAUGUAGAUGCUGUUAAAGUAACUUUUUAUAAUUCAUUGUAAUGUAAUAAUAAAAACUUUUACUAUGGGAUUCCUUUUUUUUCAUUUACAAAGUAUAUACAUAAAACUGAUGCAUGUUUGAAGGUUUUAUGAAGACAAAUGAAGGUCACUUUAUUUUGACGGUCCGUUUGUUAAACUUGGUUACAUUGUAACACUCGUCUUUAAAUCAACGGGAUACACAAGAAAAAAAUAAAAGAUCUGGUUCAA